Ostreobium quekettii is the source of this 981-nucleotide messenger RNA. NCBI's taxonomy places the organism in Eukaryota, Viridiplantae, Chlorophyta, Ulvophyceae, Bryopsidales, Ostreobiaceae. The record is from the annotation of a GenBank genome assembly.
AUGCUAACGUACAUGACCCUGGAGUCCCUGCGGAGCGGCCACUACUCCCUGACGCCAAAGGACAAGGAAAGGAACGUGCACCAUGGGAUGCUGUUCUGCUGGGUUGAGGGCGCCUUCAACCUCAUAUCCGCAGAUGGGGCAAGCAAGAGCGACCCCUACUGCACGCUGUGGUGCCAGAACGACAAGAAGUCGACACACGCGAUGAAGGACACACUGGACCCUGAGUGGAACGAGUACUACGAGUGGCCGAACGUGUCGGCGUCAGAGACCCUGUUCAUCGAGGUUCAUGACAAGGGAACAAUGAGCGAUAAGCUAUUGGGCCGGGGCAAGAUACCCAUCGCUGACGUGGCCCAAAGGUUUAACGACGACAAUAGCCUGGACUCUCUCAAGGUGAAUCUUUCACUAGAGACGACGCCAGGGACCAAGGGCACCAAGGGCGACAUCAUCCUGCACCUGGAGUGGAUCCCUCUGGACGCCCUGCCCAUCCCCAAGUCUAGGACCAAGGCUGAAGAUUCACUGUUUGCGGAAGUGGAGAGGGGCGUGCUGUACGUGCGCUUGGUGCACGGCAGGGGCCUGAAGAACGUCGACGCCCUUGGCAAGAGCGACCCCUAUGUCAAAUUCAAGAUUGCUGGUGGUGAGAGGAAAUCCAAAAUCAUCAACAACAACCUGAAUCCCGAUUGGAACGAGACAUUCAAGUGGGACAGCACAAAGGCUGCGGACGUGGUAAAGAUCGAGGUGAAGGAUGAUGAUGUGUUCAAGAAUCAGGUCCUUGGCGUGUACGAAAUCUCAGUGUCUUACGCUGUGAAGCCCCCAGCCACCGUGCAAACUUUCAAGUGCAAACUGAUCGACAGGUCGCCAAAGAAGAAGCCUGGGCAGAGUGCGGGGUACCUUGUUAUUCAGAUGUACUGGGCCCCAUGGAACUCUUUUGGAGACGAGUCGCAGCCUCCAGAGCCCGAGUGGCCGGCAGUUGCAGAACAGUAG